AGUGAGUGCGUGCAGUGUCCCAGGACCCUGUUUACUUAGUAUUCCCAGCCGAGGAAGCCCUGGUUUAAAUACGAUCGGAGGAGAGGGCUGCCCACAGCAGAUGAGGAAAUGGUCACUGUGGGGCUUUAAAUUCCUGCCUUCCCAUGUGCUGGUGCGGAGGAUGAGCCUGCAGAAUGCCUUUCCUCUUGGGUCUCAGACAGGACAAGGAAACCUGCAUGGGUGUCAACAAUCAAAGUUACAUAUGUGAAACGGGCCACUGUUGUGGACAAUCCCAGUGUUGCAACUACUACUAUGAACUCUGGUGGUUUUGGCUGGUGUGGACCAUCAUCAUCAUCCUCAGCUGCUGCUGUGUCUGCCAUCACCGACGCACCAAGCAUCGUCUCCAGGCCCAGCAGCGGCAACACGAGAUCAACCUGAUCGCUUACCGGGAAGCCCAUAACUAUUCAGCCCUGCCGUUCUAUUUCCGGUUUCUGCCAAAUUAUUUACUACCUCCCUAUGAGGAAGUGGUGAACCGACCACCGACCCCACCACCACCAUACAGUGCCUUACAUCAGCAGUGUGUCCCAGCAGGCAGCAGUAGCACAAUCCCAGACACGCCAAGAAACCUGCAGCCAGCACAGAGCAGCUCAGCAGCACCCAGUGGCAAUAACAGCAGUACUGACAACACCGGGUCCCCCGGCCUCGGGGACCCCGAGCCCUCCAGCCCCAUGCUGGUUGAGCGAGCAGUUGCCAAAAUGCAAAGCGCUGAGCCCGGCGGUACCAGCACAGGAGCCGAGCUAGUGGAGAGAACCGGUCCUGAUAAGGACCUGGAGUGCAAAGAGGAACUGCUAAAAGGUUACAGCUCUGAGAGCUUAGAGCAGAGCGGUGCCAUUCCCGACGCGAAGGACAAGACACCAGGCAGGCAGCGCCGCUUCACCGGCGACUCGGGCAUCGAAGUCUGUGUAUGCAACCGGGGCCAUCAUGAUGAUGAACUCAAGGAGUUUAAUGGGCUCAUCGAUGAUGCUCUGGAUGGGCCCCUGGACUUCUGUGACAGCUGCAGCGGUCGCCCCCACGGGGAUGAGGAGGAAGGGCUUUUUAAUGCUCUGGAAGAGCAGCACCGUGAACACAGCCACCACCACCUGCCCCGGCAGCCCGUGUGUGUACUCUUGAACACAAUAAAUGAGCAGGACUCUCCAAACUCUCGUACCAAUAACUCCCCCAGCUAAAGAGGCAGAAUGGAAGGGAAAAUCGGGGGAAAAAAAACCACAAAGAAAAAAAAAGUGGAAUGAGAGGAUUAAAACUUUAAUAGGAGGAAAAGGUGAUACAACCUUCUUUUUAAGUUCAUUUUUCUUUCUCCCCCUCCAGUAUAGUUUGGGGGCUAGUCCUUGAAGGGCCCGGCUUGUGGGGGACGGGUCGCUCCAGGUUUUGUUAAUCGUGUCCAUCCUGCUUCGCAGGGCAGGGACUGUUGUUUCUCAGUGAGACCUUCUAACAAAUGGAACUUUCCCAAUGGUGAUUUUGGUGAUGGUUAUUAUGAGUUGGUUUUAGUUUUCAAAAACACUGCUUUAUCUCGCAAUCAGUAAAGCUCAGCAAAUCUCACCCUGGGAGGAUACGAAAUCACCGCAAGGCUUCAACCUCCAGGUGUCUUCCCAGAAGCAAGCAGCUUCUGACAGUGCUGGCAGUCAGUAGCCCAAGAGUUCUGGUUUGUUAUAGUGCUCUUGAGAUAUUGGGGAUUUGUUUUAAUUUAGGUUGCUUUUUUUUUUUUUUUUUUUUUUUUUUAAAUUUUGGUGUUAAGGUUUCCUGAAGCUGAUGAAUGCCUGAAUACAUCAGCCCUAUAAUCUCUGGUGCUUCAGUGUUUAAGACAGCAGGUAGGAAAUUUCCCACUUGAAGCUGGUGACUGAAGGACCAGUUUCUUCCAGAAGGGAGUGUUAGUCUACCAUAAGCAGUUUAAAAAGAAAGGGUUUGCAGAAAUUUACCUUUAUCUGUAAUUUUAAAGAUAAGUGUAUUCAUUCAAUGCCUCAAAGAGCACAGUUAGAAGUAGAAUCCAGGCAGCUGGGCUGCCUUCCAAGUACUGUGGUCUCCAAAUGACCUUUUUCCCAGUGUGCUACUAAAGGACUUGGCUUUAUUUUUUUUCCUUUUUUUGCACCCCAAAAGCAGCACACUUGAGUUAAGAUGACAAAAAGAACAGGGCUCUCUUUGGCCAGCGUGCCUUCAAGCUUCAGUGAUGCAUGUUGAACAAAUGGAGACAAGAGCUCCGUCCAUUGCAAAGGGAUGACUUACCAUGUAGAUGUGGAAGACCUGUGCAGUAUUUUUUUUUUUUUUUAAUCCAGAAGUUUGGUGCGAUUUUAAUGUUGACCACUUAAAAGAAAUGAAUGUCUGGGGUUUUUUCCUUUUUUUUUUUUCUUUUCUUUUUUUUUUCAUGGUGGCAACUGGCUACUGUAUAAUGUCUGUGAGCGUGUGUGUGUGUGACUGCAAUCCAUGCAUGCGAGUCCUACUGGUAAUAUGAAAACCUGCUGUAAGACUGCAAGAAAAUUUACUGUAGCUUUGCUUUAAUAAACGGUAGAGAUUUUGUUAGUAACAACCUGAAGGAAAAAAAAAAAAGGAAGAGCUGAAACUAACAUUCCCUGGAGUGCUCAUGUGGAAGAGAGCACAGUCAGAUUAUGUAGCUUGUUUUUGGGUUUUCUCCCCGACCCAUUUAUAAUUAUGGUCAUCCAGAUCAUUACUGUUAUGGGGAAAAAAUUGAAAACUGAAUGCAGACAUAUUCAGAUAUGAUUGAUUGAAAACCAAAAUAAGCUUUAAAUAAGGUGGAAACCAAAAUACAAUGCCUUUUCUGAUAACUU
This is a messenger RNA of Calypte anna (Anna's hummingbird), 2816 nucleotides long. It is a transcript of the gene WBP1L, whose product is annotated as WW domain binding protein 1 like. The record is from RefSeq and is a predicted model, not a curated record. NCBI's taxonomy places the organism in Eukaryota, Metazoa, Chordata, Aves, Apodiformes, Trochilidae. Bases 174 to 1205 code for a protein of 343 amino acids. The transcript is spliced from 4 exons.